Messenger RNA from Pygocentrus nattereri (red-bellied piranha), 2620 nucleotides. RefSeq lists its product as uncharacterized. The record is from RefSeq and is a predicted model, not a curated record. Bases 668 to 1591 code for a protein of 307 amino acids. NCBI's taxonomy places the organism in Eukaryota, Metazoa, Chordata, Actinopteri, Characiformes, Serrasalmidae. The transcript is spliced from 2 exons.
AUGUGAAGAAUCCCCCCGAGGUCUGACUGAUGUGAUGGUGAGAGAGCCCAGGCUGGGUGUGGGGUUUCUCAGUUCUAAGCGGUGGCACCGAGUGCCUAACUGGGGAAAUCCGGGAAUUGGAUGAUCUCCGGGACUAACCGUGUUUAGUGAUUACAUAAGGCCCGUGUGAGUGAGAGAGAGGGAACGGGCUGGACCAGGGCAUGUCCUGAAGACUCACACAGCAGCAUUCUGAUGACACAUUUCAUGACCUGCUGAGGUGCUCCUGAUCUCCAGGGAGCUGCAGACUGAGAGGCAGCCAGAAUAUUCAACUGCAAGCAAGCAGCCAAAAAUACUAAAGAACAACAAAGAAUUGGAACAUCUUCCUCUUUUUUCUACAAAAGAAUGCUGAUGGUCAUUGUUUUCAUUGCAUCAUCAUUGUGAGCUGUAACUGUGGUGGCAUAACAUUUGAUAUUGGACUGAAAAGGGCAUUUUAUUGGACACCUGUCCAAAAAGAACAGAGGAAAACUUUAGCAUUCCAUAUACCUGUCACUUUUUUGUGUGGCAAAGGAGGAACAAGUAACAAUUGACCAAUGUCUGGACAAAAAAUCUACUCAUGCUAACUCCUUAACCUAACAGCUACAUCAUCAAAGAAGGCGUUGGUGUUACUCUCUGAAUUCUGGGAAACAGAAUGCCAGCCAAGACGCCCAUGUACUUAAAGACAUCCACACCCAAGCGGGGCAAAAAGUUAAAAUUGAGGGACGUUCUGUCUGGUGAUAUGAUCAGCCCUCCACUGGGGGACGUGCGCCACAGCGCCCAUGUUGGUCCGGAGGGUCAGGGCGAUAUGUUUGGUGACGUUGGCUUCCUGCAAGGCAAACUGGAUAUGUUGCCUGCUCUAACCAGACCACACCACCACCGCUCAAACAGCAUGGACAGGCACCUGGAUGAUAUUUUUGAUGUGAGCCCCAAAGGCCUGAACCACACAUAUGACACCCAUCGGAAUUCCCACCACACUUCUCAUCUCAAAAGCACCAUCUCAAUGCCUGUCUUCAUUGCACCUGAACAGCCUCCUCCUAAACCUCCUCGUCUACAUUUGGAGGAGAACUCCCCCCAUGAGCAGCAGAAUCAUUACAACCAACAGGAGCAGCAGAAGAACCACCACAACCAGCAAGAGCAGCAGAAGAACCACCCCAACCAGCAGGAGCAGCACAAGAAUCACCACAAUCAUCAGCAGCAGCGCUCCAUGUCCGUAUGCGAGGAAGUGAUAGGCUGCUGCAGAGAACCCUGCAAUGACCUCACUCUUUCAGCUUCUAUCCCUAUCCUCAGACACUUGGUUCCAUCCAAUGGCUCUUUUUCCGAGGCCUCUUCAGAUGACUCCAUGUCCGAGGGCUGCGGGCCACUGGACCCAAGUAGAGGUCUGAGCUUGGACUCUGACGCCGGCCUGAGUAACGAGGACCUGCGAAGUGACCGCAGCGAGUCGCCUGCACUGUCUCCGAGCAUGUCCCGCUCUGAGUCCCUUGCGGGCCUAGACCUGGACCUUGGACCGUCCAUCCUGGAGGACGUUCUCAGGAUCAUGGACCGUUACAAGAGCGUGGAGGAGAGGUGUGAGCUGUGAGUCAGCAAAAUGCCUUCAGAUUCACCAGGGAUGUCCAGAGGUGUUCAAUUCCAGUCCUGAAGGGUUGGCAUCCAUAAAGACUGAAGUUUCCCUGCUCAAGCAUGUGGACUCAUUUUUAAACAGAUGGUUUCAGUGAACCACAGAGACGAUGACACAUCAUUGGUCAAAAUCAAAGUUGAAUUAUGACUGCAUCUGUUCCUGUAUUACAGUACCUCUGAACUGGAGAUUUGAUUUUAUGUUUGUUUGUUUUGUUUUGUACUUUAUUAUACAUAAAAUACAAACAACAUAUUGGAGAUGAAGGAACUGAGAUUUUCACAGAUUUACAUAGGUUGCCUAUGCAUGCAUGGGCUUUAGUCCACCAAAUAGUGCUGGACUGAGGUCUUACAGGACUGGAGCUUUGUUUAGGUAUUGUAAUGAGGUUAUCAUUGCAUGACCUUGCACUUGUGUGCUAGUUCUCCAGAGACACUAUAAAAACUGGUUUGAACAAUCUUUACAUUUCAGAGGAGGAGAAACAGCGAACUUGUCAUCACCAGCUAACUAAUUUGCAAACAGAUGGUUUCUCUUUCAGUGAAUCAGAGAGAUUAUGACUUAUUGAUAGUAAACAAAGGAGACAACAUCUUUUUCUGUAUUACAGGCCGUGUGAACUGGAAGUGCAGAAUGUUUAAGAGAUAAUGUAUUCAUUGUUUUGUACUUUUACAAUCAAAAUACAAACAACAUAUUGAAGGUAAAGGGACUGAGAAUUUGGCUGCCUUAUAUAGGUUGUCAUUUUGAGUAGACUAACAAAAACCAGUCAAAUACAUAGAAGUGAAAUUCAGACAGCUUGCUUGUUACUUUCAGCACAAUAUAUGGUUAAAACUAGCUCAUGAUCUCGAUCACUAAUAAUAUGCUACGUACAAAUUCAAAAGUAAGUUAUUAUUAUGGGAGGCCCAUUUUUAUCUUGGGGUAUUAUACAACCAUACAUUCCAUUAUUGAUAUGUAUUAUAAUGUAAGAUUUAAAAUGGUUAUGUAAAUAAAAUGUUCUAGACUUCU